AACAGUCAGUGGUGUUCCGCGAUCGGUUGUGUGGUAUUACUGUGGGAUCACCGACACGUCUUUUCCCGGUACACUAGGUCAUCUUCAUCUUCGCGAUGGCAUUCUUGUAACGGUUUGUUUGCAUCGACCCCGUGAAGAACCCAUUUUGAUACUAGCUGUUUUGGCUCUGAGUACGAGUAAACGCGGAUAGUAGGUACCAUUAGCCGUUAGUGCCCGUUGUCGCAUUACGGAACCAGUCAUGUCUCUUAAUGGACAUGCGUUUGGUCGCUGUGUUCGAUUUGCUCGUUUUUGUCGUUCUUGUCAAUGCUCAAUUUGUUGACAAGCAGCAAAUUGAAUAUUUAGUUUUGAAAUGGUCUCCAUUAAUAUGGAUGUCUCCAGAAGAAAAAUUUAUGCCUCUAGCUGCGGAGGAGUUUUUAAAACAUAUGAAAAUCUCCGACGAGAAUGGAAAACCUCUUGAAACGACUAGUUUUGAGAAUGGAUUAAAAUAUAGCACAAAAUCAUUUCAUCUAGUCACGAAAUUAACUCUUGACUCCUUAAAAGAGAAUAAUAGUUCAUUUUUAUAUGGUAAAAAUCCGAAGGAAAAUUCAGUACCUGUAUAUGCAAUUGUCACAUAUUGUUCACCGUACAUAUCGUUUCAUUCAACCGAUUUAGAAAAUAUAAGAAACGAUAUAAAUAUUGUAUAUGGAAAGGUUGAACCGAAUUUGAACUUCCACGUCAGUUAUUGGAUAUUCUAUCCUUACAACGAAGGAAAGGAAAUAUGUUUUAUAGGAAAAGUUCCAGCCCCAUUCAUUUUCAACACAUGUUUCGGCCAUCUGAAGUCGAUGGGUAAUCACGUAGGUGACUGGGAACACAUGAGUUUAUCGUUCAAUGGAAAGACCAUCCCACACAAAAUGUUUCUAGCUGUACAUGAUGCAGGCGUUUACUAUAAUUUCGAUAUAAAACGGAGCAUUUUCCGUUACGAUUCUCAAGUAACACGAAAGGGAGUCGUACAGAGACCUAAGUUUCCCAGAAUCGUUAGAACUCAGGGAGGACAUCCCGUAUUAUUUUCGGCUCUGGGUUCGCACGGAUUGUGGUCGUCACCGGGUGUUCAUGAUUACAUCCGUGUUCCUAGAUUAUCAGAUAAAAAUGGGUAUGGUAUUCCAUGGAAAACAUGGAACAACGUUCAGAUAUAUCACUUCGGUUCAACCAAGAUUCCCAAUUGGAUGUUGUUCAAGGGUAAAUGGGGUAAUCCCAAGAGCAACUGUUUUUUGUUUAAGAAACUAGGUUUAUGCGAAUAUACCGACGGCCCCGUUGGAUUAUUGAGGAAUGUUCAAGAUUUUUAUUGUUAAUUGUUGUUAUUGUUUUCAUUAUAUG
Aethina tumida (small hive beetle) is the source of this 1353-nucleotide messenger RNA. RefSeq lists its product as uncharacterized. NCBI's taxonomy places the organism in Eukaryota, Metazoa, Arthropoda, Insecta, Coleoptera, Nitidulidae. The transcript has 4 exons. The record is from RefSeq and is a predicted model, not a curated record. Bases 249 to 1328 code for a protein of 359 amino acids.